Messenger RNA from Striga hermonthica, 1515 nucleotides. NCBI's taxonomy places the organism in Eukaryota, Viridiplantae, Streptophyta, Magnoliopsida, Lamiales, Orobanchaceae. The record is from the annotation of a GenBank genome assembly.
AUGGCUAUCCGAUUCACGGUCAACUUCUCGGCGUCCGUUGCCUCCAACAUCGCCGCCGCUUCGACCUGCUCCUCGUCCGCCGCAUCGGGUAAGUGCGCCGUCUCACGAUUCCUGAAUGAGUGCGCGGCCCGAUCGCGAUUCGUCCAGCAUACCCCCUCUCAGAAGCCAGAUUCUGAUUACUCGGAUUUGUAUCAUUCGAAUUCCAGGCGAAAUCCUGCCACGUCCUUAUGUUCGACGUUGGCCAGUGAAAUUCUCGGCGGGAGUAGCCAAUCGCCCGUAGUUACAGGUUUAUUCUCCCUGGUGCACCAGUCAGUCGGGGGUUCUUCCUCGAGCUCCACUGUUUUGGGAAUUUCUCCGAUCAAGGCAUCAACUUUGAUCCCAUUUUUGUCGAGUUCUAAGUGGUUACCUUGUAAUGAACCCACGAGCACGGAGAUAGAUAGAGGAGGGACUUCUGUUAGAAGAAGCAGCAGCACCACGGCAGAGGCCUUCAGCAAUACCACUGCUUCCACCACCACCACCGCCAGCACCACUGUCAGCAGCAACCAUAAAGUAAAUGUUAAGACUGCGAAUGCUAGUGUUGGUGGUGAUAAGUGUAAGGGUCCUAAGGCCUUUGCCAUGGCCAAGGAUGGCAGCAGUAGUAUCAGUGUGAAUGUUUUGCCGGAGAGUAGGGAUGGAAGUGGCAGUAACAGUUGGCUGAUGAAAUUGAUGAAUAUGCCUUUCAGCUCUGAAGAUGCUAAGGCUGCAUUCACUGCUUUAAGUGUUAGUGUCCUUUUUAAGUCGACUUUGGCUGAGCCGAGGUCCAUAUCCUCUGCUUCUAUGUACCCAACACUUGAUGUAGGCGAUCGAAUACUUGCUGAGAAGGUUUCUUAUAUAUUUAAGAAUCCUGAAGUUCUAGACAUUGUGAUUUUUAAGGCUCCACCAAUUCUUCAGAAAAUUGGUUAUAGUGCAUCGGAUGUAUUUAUCAAAAGAGUUGUAGCUAAAGCUGGUGACUAUGUAGAGGUUCGUGAUGGGAAGUUGUUCGUCAAUGGUAUUCCACAAGAUGAGGAGUUCAUAUGGGAACCGCUUGAUUAUGAAAUUGGUCCAGUGCUUGUACCAGAAGGAUAUGUGUAUGUAUUGGGAGACAACCGCAAUAAAAGCUUCGAUUCUCAUAACUGGGGUCCAUUGCCUAUAAAGGACAUUGUUGGUAGAUCUGUUUUCCGGUAUUGGCCUCCUUCAAAGGUAUCUGACACUCUCGGCAACAUGCCUCCUUCAAAAGUAUCUGUGACUCUCGGCAACAAUCUGCAGCGUGCGCGGCUUCUUCACUGGGCUAGAUGGGCACGCCGAAGUGCUUGCACUACCAACAUCGCUACAAGUUGCAUAGGCACCGCUUGGGUGUCCACAGGAGGAUUGGAGGAUGAAGCUGCUAGGGCGUCUCCGAAUUUCAAAGCGCGGGCUGCAUUUGCCUUAGAGGUACUUGGUAUAUCUGUGCUCAUAGCCCCGCUGGCAAUUUCUUCUAGACAGGCCUUUGCAGCUUGA